Molecule: messenger RNA, 471 nt
Organism: Lindgomyces ingoldianus
Lineage: Eukaryota; Fungi; Ascomycota; Dothideomycetes; Pleosporales; Lindgomycetaceae
Exons: 2
Coding region: 1-471 (156 amino acids)
Source: RefSeq, a predicted model, not a curated record
AUGGUGGUGGAGCCUUUGAUCUGUGCCUUGACCGAGACCACGAAUAAGAAUGCAAGCAAGCAAGCCGUGCCUGGAAAGGGAAGCCCGCGGAGUGCGUCAGAGUCUCCCCCAGCAAAGCCGGAGAAGACUCCUGACCUGGCCACGAAAGCUACGAGCGGAGAUCAAGGACUCAUGCCCCAUUCCACGACCACCAGAUCGUCGGUGACCGAAGGAUUCGUCAAAAAGAUUGUCGACGAUGCAGUCUCGUGGGCUGAGGAGAAAUUCGAAAAAUUGAGUGUGGAGCAAGGGCAAGGCGUUGGACCCUACGCCUCACCAGCGACCUGCGCUCCAAGCGACUUGGAUCCGAUCGCGAGUGGGGUCUUGCCCGCGAUGCCAGGCCAUAAUGUUUGCAAAGACGCCACAGGGAAAGGUUCGGGUAAAUACAAUAACAAAGGGAGGGACGGCAUGGAGGAGAAGGGUAAUGGGAAAUAA